Lolium perenne is the source of this 1260-nucleotide messenger RNA. RefSeq lists its product as uncharacterized. Lineage: Eukaryota; Viridiplantae; Streptophyta; Magnoliopsida; Poales; Poaceae. Gene Ontology annotation, biological process: female meiotic nuclear division; male meiotic nuclear division. The record is from RefSeq and is a predicted model, not a curated record.
GAGGCCACAUCACUUCACUCUCGUCACCUCUCGCAGACGGCAGACGCCAGCCAUGGCGCUCCAGAGCUAUCACCACGACGGGUUCUGCCUACUCCCUCCUCCUCUUCUUCCGGAUUGGGACUGGGAGUGGGAGCUACGCUGCACACUCGGCGACGACGCUGCUGCCCGAGAUGGCCUCCUCAUUCAUGACGCCUUCACGGCCUUGCCCUCGUGUGGGGAGUCGCCGGCGUCGUCUUCGUCGGAGGCGUCGAGCGGCGGCGGGGGCGGGGGCGGGGGCGGGGGCGGCUACCUGGAGGACGCCGUCGCCGACUGGAGCGACCGGUGCAAGCGGCGGAGGACGGAGGAGGAGGAGGCUCCGCCGCCGCGGUGGCCGGCCAUGGCGAGCGAGGACCUGCAAUCCCUUCUACAGAGCUUCUGGGAUCCUAGCAGCGGCGAGGGAGAUCUCCUCCAUGGUUUGAACACCACCAUGGUCCCCGACACGGAGAUCGGCAGCUUCGUCUCAGAGGUAGACGACGACGCAUCGGGCAGGGAGAAGGAGCAGAUGCAGGGGCCCCCCAGCACACAGGUGCUGAGCGAGGGCGAAGCUGGUGAAGAUGCAGCGGCAGCGGCAGGCCCCCCUCCUCCCUUCUCCGCCACCGGAGCUCCUCCGCCUGGAUCAUCGCCACUGCAAAAGGCAACUACAGGGGGUGGCAGCCAUUACUGCGACCAGGCGACCUCCUCGUCCUCUUCCUCGCUGCCAGCGGCAGGGAAGAGAGACGGAGUGAUGUACCCGUUCGCCGUCGUCAAGCCGCUGGUGCUGGAGGGAAGCACGCUCAGCGACGUCAACUGGCGGAUGCUCAAGCGGCCGGCGAGGCCGGUGCGUCACCCCGUCGGUCAGUUCGCGUGCGGCCCCGUCGUGUCGUCGGCGCAGGGGCCAGGGCUCUCCGGAAAAGCCGUCGUCAGCCUCACCAAGAUCAGGACGGGAGGGAAGGGCACCAUAACCAUCAUCAGAACAAGAGGCUGAACAUAAGCUCAAGAGGAAGAAAAUAACAAUGGGCUAGAAAUGAGAGGCCAACUCUUCUUCUUCUCUGGAUCAUCAUGAGAUUAGUAGUAUUAUCCCUUGUAAAUACGUAGGCUUUUACUGCUUGUUCGUGACAAGCUUAACCCAGCUGAAAAUAAACAUCGGCCUCUCCAUCAUGGUCUUGUUGUGACAAGCUUAACCCCACUGAAAAUAAACAUCAGCCUCUCUGCUGAUGGUCGCACCCGCUUCAGUAUUACUCA